Molecule: messenger RNA, 1016 nt
Organism: Caenorhabditis auriculariae
Lineage: Eukaryota; Metazoa; Nematoda; Chromadorea; Rhabditida; Rhabditidae
Source: the annotation of a GenBank genome assembly
AUGGUCAUCGCUGUGAACUAUGCUUAUUCAUUGACGGAAGUGGACAUCCUUCUUAUCUUACUGGGACUUUUUCUUAUCUACAAGUUCUUUUGGACCAAGAAACACUAUAUAGAUAAGCCGAAACCUUCCGAGGUAACAUUAAUACAGUGAAACGUUCUUUAAUCCAUUUUUUUUUGUUUCUAGGGCGACCCUGUACCUAUGCAAGAUUUCACACUUGAAGAAUUGAAAAAGUUUAACCAGGCUAACCCUGAUAAUCUUCUUGUGGCUAUCGACAGGAAGGCAAGAAAGGAAAUUUUUAACUGAUAAUUUUCAUCUAUAACCAGGUUUACGACCUGACAAAGUCACGUAAAAUGUACCAGGAUGAUAAAAAUUUGUUGGAAUGCCUCGAAAACCUUGCCGAUCCGACUCCAUCGACAGUCGACAAGGUUUUUUCGUUUUUUUGUGUUAAUCAAUUUUCUUUCUCUCAGGAAGAACUGAUCAAGUGGCAUAAACUUUUUGAGAGGAAAUACCCUUUGGUUGGAAAAUUGAUAAAAUUGGAAAACGAUAAGGCAGUUUAGGAUGGUCCUAUGGCUUCAGUAACUUCUGUUUUUUGUACAAUGUGCUGUUAUUUUUUGUUAUUAAACAUUCUUAUGGAUGAUCUUCUAUCACUUUUUUUUUUUGAACAACCGGUUGUUUUCCGCGCAGUUUCUCUUCAUUUUUGUGGCUUUCGAUUAUAAAAAAGUUUCACAAAGAGUCUCAGAUGGCUUUGAUGUUUCCCUGUCAUAUUCCGAAAGCGCCAGUCAAAUGGAACGAGCAUCUGUGGUCCGUGGAAGUCACGCCGACCGUCGAAACCUUCCUGACCACUGUUUUUGAGCAUCGCCGCGACGCACAAGUCGGUUUUUUUUUCAUUCUUAGUUCGGAAAAGUUAGGGAAAUAAUAAAUCCGAUCAUUUCCAGUUCAACAGCGAGCAACAUCGUCAUUUAACCGAAAUGAUUGUCAAAAUGCCGAAUGAAGAGGAGGAGAUCGCUGAUGAAUGA